Messenger RNA from Trichoplax adhaerens, 561 nucleotides. RefSeq lists its product as uncharacterized. The record is from RefSeq and is a predicted model, not a curated record. The coding region runs from base 1 to 561 and encodes 186 amino acids. The transcript is spliced from 2 exons. NCBI's taxonomy places the organism in Eukaryota, Metazoa, Placozoa, Uniplacotomia, Trichoplacea, Trichoplacidae.
AUGGAAGUGAUCAAAUCGCAGCCAAGCUGGAGUGGUACUUUUGGUGGGCGUGAUGUAAUCAGAAAAGCUGAGAUUGAUGUCGAUGCAUAUGUGAAGCACACGGUAUCGUUAUCGUUAAGGUGGUCUUUUGUACCAUUUUGCGGUUGCAUCUUUUGUCAGCCUUGUCGUUAUUGCUGUUGGGCUGAAGAUGAAGCUCGAAUUCAAGCCAAUGCUAUCAGCUUAAUCUUAUAUGAGCAAGAGUUAGAAUUAACCUUGAAGAGUCAUAAAAUACGAUGCCCCUGCGUUGGAGCAGCCCCACCGCCGCGUCCUUACACAAUAUAUGCAACAUGUGGAAUAGUUCCCGAUGUAACCACUACUGUCCCAUUGUCUCAAAUUCAAAAAAUAGCUUUAACUGAAUUUCAAGGAAUCGAAUUGCUACAAUUUGUUUAUAUAACUGGACAAUCAUCACGACCAAAUCAACCUGCGCCAUGUGCUAGUAUCACUGUUAGAUGCGUGAAAAAUGCAAAAAGUUUUAGAGAUGCGGUAUUACAACAACAAAGGAUGAUUUCCGAAAAAAAGUAG